AGGGGGCAGUGUUGCUUUUGGACACUGUCAUACACGGAAAUAACAGCAAAGACUUGUCUGUCCAGGGUGUUAUUUUGCGCUGUUGGCGGUUACUGUUAUUCUUCUGGGCUGUUUUGAAAACGAAAGUAAGUGUUAACCUCCAUUAUCUGAGGACAGCAUGGAUGAAUCCAUGGAAGACGAGGCCUCGAAGGUUCUGCGACAGGACCUGACGUGUCCCGUGUGUCAGAACAUCUUCAGUGACCCUGUGCUCCUGCCAUGCACCCACUCCUUCUGUCGGGAAUGUGUACAGAGGAGCUGGAAGUUCAACAAAAAGUGUCCGACCUGUAGAAACCAUUUUACCGAGGACCAAGCUAUUACAAAUCGUGAUCUGAAAAAUGCUUGUGAAACUUUUGUGAGGCAGUCCAACUGGAGAAACCCCCCGCAACCGAGCGAGUUUGUGUGUAACCUGCACCAGAAGCCCCUCGAGCUGUACUGCGAGAAGGACGAGGAGCCAGUGUGCGUGGACUGUGCCAUUCUUCACAGCACGCACCGUCUGCUCAGCAUCAAGGAUGGAGUCCCCCUCUGUAAGAGAGAGCUUUUUUGUAAGCUGGACAUAUUCGAAAAGAAGGUGGAUUUACACAGAAGAAUGAAGCAUAGGUUUACCAAAGCAGUGGAUUAUGUGAAGCAUCAAGCAGAAGAAGCAGAGAAACAGAUCAAAGAAGAAUUUGAAAAGCUCCACAAAUUUCUUUAUGCUGAAGAAAGUAAGCGACUUGAAGUCCUGGCCAGUGAAGAGAAGGAAAAGAUAACAACUUUACAAGAAAAGAUAUCCAAAACGGAAGAACAUUUAAAAAGUCUUAAAGAACACGUGGACACUCUCAAUAAAGAGCUAGGAAAUGAAGACCUGCCCCUUCUGAUGAAUUUCCAGAAAAUAAAAAGACAAGCUGAAUGGACAAAAAGUGACCCCAGGAUUUGUCACAGUGAUCUUCUGAAUAUGAGUACACAUGUUGGAGCUUUAAGCUUCACUAUCUGGAAGAAAAUGAAAGAUUGUGUUAAAUAUAACCCAGUGGUACUAGAUCCCAACACUGCUUCCCCCUGGUUGGCCUUGAGUUCAGAUCUGACCAGUAUGAAAGAAAACCCAGAGCGACUCACUGUCCCUGACAACCCAGAACGCUUUGACCCAUGUGUAUUUGUACUGGGAGCUGAAGGAUACACCUCUGGGAAACACAAGUGGGAGGUCUCCGUUGGAGAUAACCCCAAAUGGAUUGUGGGAGUGUGCAAAGAAUCAGUAGUACGUAAAAGAAAGUUUACAUUGUCAACCAAUCGGGGUGUGUGGGCCAUAGGGCUCAGCAAAGGGGUAUACACUGCAUUAACACCACAACGUCCAGAGCUACCCGUAAACCCACGUCCAGAGAAAAUUCGGAUUAAGCUAAACAUGGACAAACAUGAAGUGUCUUUUUGGGAUGCAAUGACGGCAACAUUUUUGAUCUCUUUUAGUUUUGAGUUGGAUAUACCUUUGGAUGAAAAGGUGUAUCCAAUUUUUGGUCCAGGGCUUCACAGUACCCCUAUGAUUCUAGCUCCAGGUAAAAUUGCUAUGCAUACAUCCUAACUGAACUGGUCAUUUUAAAAUUAUGCAAUUAAAAAUAUAGAUCUGUAUAAAUACACUAACACAGAAAGUGAAGUUAACAAGUACACUUGUCAUUAGGCCUAAUUGAUUAAACAUCACUAUGAUGUUACUAGUGUGGACAUUGGGAUAAGGCUAUGAUACAGAGCACUUAUAAGGCUAAGUAUUAUUCAUUUUACUAAAGGGUUUUUCUUUUUCUUUUAGGGGUUGAAAAUAUUUUUCAGUGCCUUUAUUAUUUUGUUUGUUAAAUGUA
Periophthalmus magnuspinnatus is the source of this 1853-nucleotide messenger RNA. Its product is annotated as nuclear factor 7, brain-like. Bases 158 to 1585 code for a protein of 475 amino acids. The record is from RefSeq and is a predicted model, not a curated record. The transcript is spliced from 7 exons. Lineage: Eukaryota; Metazoa; Chordata; Actinopteri; Gobiiformes; Gobiidae. Gene Ontology annotation, biological process: protein ubiquitination. Gene Ontology annotation, molecular function: ubiquitin-protein transferase activity; protein binding; zinc ion binding.